Molecule: messenger RNA, 1332 nt
Organism: Aspergillus japonicus CBS 114.51
Lineage: Eukaryota; Fungi; Ascomycota; Eurotiomycetes; Eurotiales; Aspergillaceae
Product: NAD(P)/FAD-dependent oxidoreductase
Exons: 2
Coding region: 1-1332 (443 amino acids)
Molecular function (GO): flavin adenine dinucleotide binding; sarcosine oxidase activity; saccharopine oxidase activity
Source: RefSeq, a predicted model, not a curated record
AUGCAUAACUCGCAUAUUCUGAUAGUCGGGGCUGGAACGUGGGGUGCUUCGACUGCGCUGCACUUGGCGCGACGAGGAUAUACCAAUGUCACGGUUCUGGAUGCGUAUCCGCAGCCAUCUGCUAUCUCGGCGGGGAACGAUGUGAACAAGAUUGUCUCAUUCAUGAAACCUCCAGCCGACGACGACCCGGACUACGCCAAUCGGACCUUCUUCGCCGCCCUGAGCCACGGCUUCCAGCACGACCCGAUCUUCAAGCCACACUUCCACGAAACCGGCUCCAUCACAUCCGCCUUCUCCCCGGACGGCCUCAAGCACAUCCAUCGCCGUGACCGCCCCGGAGACGAGGUCGUCGAACUGAACACGCCCGACGACUUCCGACAGGCUUUCCCCACAGGGAUCCUCACCGGCCCUCUCCCAGGGUGGAAGGGGUACUGGAAGAAGAAAGGCGCGGGCUGGGUGCACGCGCGCAAUGCCCUCCUAGCAGCCAUCACCGAGGCGCAGCGCCUCGGCGUGCGCUUCAUUGGCGGCGACCCGCAAGGAAAGGUCGUGCGGCUACUCUUCUCUUCCGCAUCUGCAUCCGACCACCCCCAGCGGGCUGGGGACGUGAUCGGCGUCGAAACCGCCGACGGCACGCACCACCACGCCGCCAAAGUCAUUCUGGCCGCCGGCGCCAACGCCGACCACUUCCUCGACUUCCAGAAACAGCUCCGCCCCACGGCCUGGACGCUCGCGCACAUCCGGCUGACCCCCGCCGAGGCCGCCGCCUACCGCAACCUCCCGGUGCUCUUCAACGCCGACCAGGGCUUCUUCAUGGAGCCCGACGCCGAGCACCACGAUCUGAAGAUCUGCGACGAGCACCCCGGCUACUGCAACUGGGUCUACGACAACCCCGCCGACAAGCCCCACAGCGAGCGGCGCAGCGUCCCCUUCGCCCGCCACCAGAUCCCGGUAGAGUCCGAGGCCCGCAUCCGCGGCCUGCUCCGCGCGACGCUGCCGCAGCUGGCGGACCGGCCGCUCGCGUUUGCGCGCAUCUGCUGGUGCGCUGACACCGUCGACCGCAAUUUCUUGAUUGAUUACCACCCCGACCAUCCGUCUUUGUUGCUGGCGGUGGGCGCCUCGGGCCGCGGGUUCGCGCAUAUCCCGUCCAUUGGGGGCUCUAUUGUGGAUCGGUUGGAGGGGGUUUUGGACGAAAGGUUGGCAAGGACGGUGCGGUGGCGGCCCGAGUUGGCGGUUGGUCGCGACUGGGAUGAUACGUUGAAUCGGUUUGGGGGGGAGUAUCGCGUUAUGGAUUUUGGGGAGGUCCGGGGGUGGACGGAUAUUGUGGAGGGGUGA